This is a messenger RNA of Suillus subalutaceus, 2828 nucleotides long. RefSeq names its product ribonuclease H-like domain-containing protein. The coding region runs from base 95 to 2734 and encodes 879 amino acids. Gene Ontology annotation, cellular component: nuclear exosome (RNase complex); nucleolus. The transcript has 9 exons. NCBI's taxonomy places the organism in Eukaryota, Fungi, Basidiomycota, Agaricomycetes, Boletales, Suillaceae. Gene Ontology annotation, molecular function: 3'-5'-RNA exonuclease activity; nucleotide binding; nucleic acid binding. Gene Ontology annotation, biological process: nuclear polyadenylation-dependent CUT catabolic process; exonucleolytic trimming to generate mature 3'-end of 5.8S rRNA from tricistronic rRNA transcript (SSU-rRNA, 5.8S rRNA, LSU-rRNA); histone mRNA catabolic process. The record is from RefSeq and is a predicted model, not a curated record.
GUGCUUUCCUUGAGGCCCGCCAUAUUGUACACAAAUCUUUCUCCGACGCGCAGCAGUUACGUGAAACUGACAAAAUAUUUCGGUGCUGUAACACAUGGCAAACGCGAACACCGUGGCUGGGCCAUCUACCUCUAUGAUCGUGCCCGGCACAUUCUCUGAUUAUGCGACCUCUGUGCAAUCGGCUGCACUGGCUACAACUCGUCUCGCUGCUACUACACUACCACCAGACAUAGAAUUCCACCGGUCCAUACAUGUAUCAUUUGCUGCAGAGCUUGACUCGCUGUCCACUCGAGUCCUCCGGCUUACCAACAGGCUUGUGCGACUUGCAGGCUCUGUCGAUAGCAGUACUGUGGGGCGUGGCACACUGGAUGGCGAGGAGGACGUCUUGGACGGUUUCAAAUCGUUGAUUAUUGACCCGGUGGACAGACUUUUUGAGAGAACAGACAUGUGUUUGGAUGAUUAUUUGGGGCGUAAGAAAGAGCCUGCUAUCACGGUUCCCGCUCUACCGAAUCACAGCAACAAUUCAUCAAAGAAACCCCCAGCUCCGAGAGGACGCCUUGACCCUGUGCUACAGCAUGCCUCUCAUCUACCGAAGCCUCAACUGCUGUUCAAUACAAAAGUGGACAACUGGAAUGAGUCACCGUAUAUCCCGGCCCGUACUCUUGAGCACAAGUGGUGUGCCCGUGUACCGCUUGGAUACAUAUUUCAUGACCAAGACGAGAGUGGUGGCAUGGACGAGGAAGAAAAGCAAAAGCUAUCGGCGCACCCCUAUUAUUAUGAGCUCACUCAUUCAACGUUCCCUCCUCAUCUCUUCCGUCCAACCCCUACCACCAUUCUUCCUACUUCUCUCACAGGUACUGACGUCUCGAAGCACAUAUAUGUCUCGACUCCGUCUGCUCUCUUGUCGAUGGCUACAAAGCUCAAAGCAGCGAAAGAAAUCGCUGUCGACCUUGAGCACCACUCAUACCGUACAUACAGAGGGUUUCUUUGCUUGAUGCAGAUUAGCACACGCGAGGAGGAUUUCAUAAUCGACUUACUGGUACCAAGUGUGCGAGAUUCGAUAAACAACACACUCGGUGAAAUUUUUGCCGAUCCAGAGAUUGUCAAGGUCUUCCACGGCGCAGAGAGUGAUAUUGUGUGGCUCCAGCAAGACUUCAAUAUUUUUGUCGUUGGACUGUUCGACACAUAUCAUGCCUCAAGGGCGCUAGACUUUCAGAAGCAUGGCCUUGCGAAUUUGCUAGAGGCAUUCUGCGACUUCAUACCCGAUAAGCGGUAUCAGCUAGCCGAUUGGCGCAUUCGUCCAUUGCCAGAGGAGAUGCUCACAUAUGCAUGCUCUGAUACUCACUUCCUGCUAUAUAUCUAUGAUCGACUUCGACUCUCCCUUAUCGAGCGUGCACAGACGAUAACUGUUCCAGAAGCAUCUUUUUCGACCGCAAUAUCUACUAUAAUCAAGGGCACUAUAUCCGACGAGCCGGCGCACGUGCUAUUGAAUGAUGUGUUGGCACGUUCGGCUCGCACUGCGCUAAGGUUAUAUGACCGCGAGACAUACGACACCGAGUUUGGCGUAGGUACAGGUGGCUGGGAUACGCUUGCGCGGAAAUGGAACAAGAGUGCAUUGGCUAACAGUGCUAGUGAGACCAAUGGCGUACAAGGUGGUGUAACUGGAGAGGUAUACAGGGCAGUGCAUCGGUGGAGGGAGGAUAUAGCAAAGGAGGAGGAUGAGAGUACGAGAUAUGUUCUCCCAAAUCACCAACUUUUCAUUGUGGCCGAGCGGUCACCUUCCACUGCCGCUCAACUCCUCGGGCUCUUCUCACACGCCAGCGUUCCGCCCGUUCUACGACGAAGAGCAGGUGAACUUGCAGAAGUCAUCAAGUCUACUGUGGAGCGAGUGACGUCUUCAGGAGUUGCUGUUGAGGCCAUCGCGGUGACCACGGAUGUCGAAGAAGUCGACUCAGCUGCCUCGACUGAAGUUGUUGUAGUUGAAGAAACUGCAAAAUCUAGAUUGUGGGGGUCAGUGAAAGUUUCUUCCCUGGUCGUUCAGCGUGCAUCCUCCUCCUCUCUUUUCGGCCUGCGGACCGUAGCAGCUGACGAAGGAAGUUCAUACUCGGCUUCGCGAAGUUCAUUAUUCGGCGCCGCGUUACCUUCUCGCAUGACGCCUCAAAGCUCAGUACCAAUUAUAUCGACCAGUGGGAAGAAAUUUAGUGACCUCGUGACACGGAUACAUCAGACCCUCGUCAUUGCACCUAGCCAACCACAGAUUAUCCAAGCCGAUUCUCAGACAAUCUCCCAAUCCAGCGUCUCCUCAGGCUCUGUCUCGACCCAGCCAGCGAUGCCUGUCUCUUCAGUAGAAGCACCUGACGGUAUCCUUGGACAAGUAGAAAUCCCGUUCAUUCCUACCGAUCAGCGACAGCCCCGUCUCGCCCCUGUUUCAGAUGAUAACAUUGUAGUCGUGGGUCAGGCCAGGCAGAAGAAGCGCAAACGGAUCAAGACUGCAGUUUUGGGAAAACCCCCAACCGGAGAUCAGGGCGACACGGGUGAGGAUGAGGUAUUUGAUUAUGCCACAGUGCCGAACCUGCUGGAUGAUCUCCCACCGGCUCCUGAGGAGCUCGACACGAGGAAGAAAAAGAAGCAAAAAGCCAAGGGUACCGGAGUCAUAGAGUAUGGCAAUUUUCGCGCACCACCGCGAGAUAUGCGCGAGGUUAAGAGUGGUAACAAAACUCAUACAUUUAGAUGACAAUUCAUCAGAAUUACGUUGUAUCUGUGCCCCCACAUCUUGGCAGGUGUUGUUUAUAUGCUAUGUCGCUCCUAUGUGCGAUCUGGACAACGUC